AUGGAGAUCUCGGCCUUGAACCUCGAAGAUGACCUCUCGGGCCAUACGACGCCGUUCCAUGCAGCGCUGGGGAAGGCCGUCCUCGACGAGUACUCGGUCGCCACGGUCCCCAUCAUCGAGUUCCGGAAGCGCAACAAGGGCUUGAGCCCCUGGCGGCUCCCGCGCGCAUUGGGCGAUCCAUCCGCGUCCUUGCCGUCGUCGCCUGUCAUCUACCACCCAAAGAAGAGCCUCGACGCACCCAACCUGCUCGACGACUACUACACCAAUGCGUUGACGUGGGUCAGCUCAGACACGUUUGCAGUCGCGCUCGGGCCCGCCGUGUACCUCUACAACACACGCACCAACUCGAUCUCGGAGCUCACGACGCUUCGAGGCGACAUCGUCGCCGCAACCUCUCUCUUGCACCUUCCGCCCGGCGACCUCGCGAUUGGCACGUCUCGAGGCCAUACCGAGAUCUGGGACGUGGCCGCUGAGCGCAUCAAAGUCCGGUAUCGCAGCCACAACUUCCGUGUUGGGUCGCUCGCCACUGACGAAUCCAUCCUCACGUCGGGGUCGAUGGACUCGAAGAUUAUCCACCACGAUACGCGCAUGGACCGCUGCCGGCCGUUGGCGACGCUCGGGGGCCAUUUUGGCGAGGUGUGUGGGCUUCAGUGGUCGAGCGAUGGCACGUAUUUGGCUUCCGGCGCCAGCGACCAUCUCGUGUGUGUCUGGAAGAAGGACUUCAACAGCCGGCGCCAAUUUCCGCUACAUACGAUCCGCGAUCAUUGUGCAGCAGUCAAGGCGCUCGCUUGGCGGCCGCUUGGACCGAGUGCUAUGCUAGCGACGGGCGGCGGACGCAGUGAUCGUACGAUCAAGCAGUGGCGAGUCUCGGUUGACGCGUGCACGCUCUUGCGGUCGACCGAUGCUGGCGCACAGGUUACGGGGCUUCUCUGGUCGCUGCCGCAGCACCACGCCCACGACGAGCUCUUGGCGUCGCAAGGCAGCGAUGUCGUCGCGUACAGUGCGGCGUCCAUGUCCCCCACGGCCAAGUACGUUGGCGACGCGGUGCGCGUGCUCAAUUUGGCGCAGUCCCCGACGGGUGGUUUGCUCGUCACUUCUGGGGCCCACGAGGUCGUCCAGCUCUGGGAUGGACGCCCGCGGCUAAAAUUUGGAUCGACGCAACGGCGCAAGCCAACACCCUCCUCGUCAAUGCUGGACGUUGGACAGAUCCGGUAG
This is a messenger RNA of Saprolegnia diclina VS20, 1215 nucleotides long. RefSeq lists its product as hypothetical. The record is from RefSeq and is a predicted model, not a curated record. Gene Ontology annotation, biological process: positive regulation of ubiquitin protein ligase activity; anaphase-promoting complex-dependent catabolic process; positive regulation of anaphase-promoting complex-dependent catabolic process. Gene Ontology annotation, cellular component: anaphase-promoting complex. Gene Ontology annotation, molecular function: protein binding; ubiquitin ligase activator activity; anaphase-promoting complex binding. Lineage: Eukaryota; Oomycota; Saprolegniomycetes; Saprolegniales; Saprolegniaceae. Bases 1 to 1215 code for a protein of 404 amino acids. The transcript has a single exon.